GGCGGUUGCCAACUCUGAUUCUCGGGAUGGGCUCUGCCCCGCCAGCCGGGACUGGGUAGUAGUGAGUGCCCAUCGGGGGGCAGUGUUGCCCACCCUGCCUGGCGACACGCACUGCUGCGUCGCCAAGCUACUGGUACCAGAGUGUCGGGACCAGCUAAUCCUCUUUCAUCGGGAGCAGAAGGAGGAAAAAAGCGCGCUGGUUGACCCGGCUGCUGUUGAUCAGGAUGCUGCUAGCCAUGCAGGCGCUGUUGUUGCCCGUUAUUCUCCAGGAGGAGGAGGAGGAGGAGGAGCAGCAGCAGCAGCAGCAGCAGCACAGUAGUAGCAGCACCAACACCAGACAGAACCAGGAAGCAGCACCAGUAUGCGUUUCCGUUCCUGAGGCACGGCGCUUUCCCUCCCCUCCCCUCCAUUCCUCUCCUCUUUCUCUCCCCGAUGGGCUGGAUUAUUUCCUUUUUUCCCCUGUCGCUCCAAUGAAACCAUCCCCAUCCCCAUACCCCUGCUCCCCGCCGUGCCAUCCAUCCCAUCCAGCCUGUUUAUCCAUUCCUAUUGAGGGUUGAUGCAAUGUCUGGCACGGUCAUGUCCGCUAGCCCUUCCAGCACGGCGUCAUCCGGUGUGAAUGAAUCAAC
Messenger RNA from Aspergillus heteromorphus CBS 117.55, 626 nucleotides. RefSeq lists its product as uncharacterized. Lineage: Eukaryota; Fungi; Ascomycota; Eurotiomycetes; Eurotiales; Aspergillaceae. The record is from RefSeq and is a predicted model, not a curated record. The coding region runs from base 225 to 557 and encodes 110 amino acids. The transcript has a single exon.